Messenger RNA from Amoebophrya sp. A120, 4722 nucleotides. Lineage: Eukaryota; Dinophyceae; Syndiniales; Amoebophryaceae. The record is from the annotation of a GenBank genome assembly.
AGGUUUCGGUUUGCGUUUGCAGGUCCUCCCGUCCCUGAGAAUUUCAUGUUUGCCUUUAAUAUUGCAAAACCCCUUAGGUGAAUAGUUAUGGUUGUACUGUAGAAGAAACAUGACAACGGCGUAAGUAUUUGUCUUUGUCUUUCCUCCUUUCAUUAGCUAUACGACGCGUUCCAGUUGAGAUUCAGAAUAGAUGUGAAUGAAUUUCGUGAACAACACAGAGCGACGUCGCCAACGUUAUAUACGCAAUAGAAAAAUGUAGUUCUUGUGCCGAGAAUUAUGAACUAGUGUGAAACUGCCACUCACUUCACUUUCUACCCCGUUCUUCCCACAACUCAGAAAGCACCAUGGACCACGAGCUUGACUAUCUGCGGGAGGACAGCAAUGUCGUGCCCAAGCGCGCUUCCACUUUACAACUUCAAACUGAAAACAGCCGGAAUAAAUCCAGAACCUCUUCCGCCGUGGGCAACGCCCUUUUUGUCCAGCAGCGCCGGCUCAGCUCCGACAGCUUCUUUCACAAACCCCCGGCGCAUUUGAUCCGGCCGAAAAAAGUGGAGCCGGAAUGGGCGGUGGACGAAGCGGAGCGGGUUUUGGUUGAUUUCAACGAAUUUUUGGAAUCCCUGGAUAACGAUGGCUUAUCAUCCCUGUUCGACGUGAGUCCCUUCCGCUGCUCUCGGUUAUAUUACAUCCUCCACAGUGAGGAGUACGACCCGAGCAAGGGGUCGGCGGCGUUAAGCCCGUGGGCGUUUGCGCAGCUGUUGCAGCGAUUGGGCGUUCUGGAUCUGCAGAAAUUCGAGGAUGUAUCGGUCCAGUGCCCGGAUGCGAAGGACCGGUCCCGGUGGCCGUUUUACCACUGGUGUGCGGCGAGACGGAGGUUCGAAACGUUCGACCCCGUGGAUUGCCGGAAGCCGGUUUUGCCAAAAACGGUUCCGCCCGCCGCGGAGUUUCUGAAGCCGAAAAUGAGCAGUGCAGCGAUGCUGAUCGCGGCCCAGGAGAGUCGGGAGACCACGAAUUACUCGAUAGACGGAGAGAGAACCGAGCACGAGGUGGUCGUAGAUUGGUACUGGACCGGGAUCCAAGCGACGGGCAAAACCGACGAGAAAGCGCUGCGGAACAUGGUGAGAUCCGUGUACGCACUGUGGCAAGCGUUUGUGGUGCCGUUUCUGACGGAUGCGGAGAAGCACUUGAUCAUGCUGCCCGUGCCGAAAAUGGGCGACGUGUUGCGGUUCGUGUUUUUGCGGGGGUUGUUGCUCGCGCGGAAGAGGCGGGGGCAGGCGUCCAGCCGGGAUUCGACAGGUUUUUUCCUCGCUGUUAUGAGGCUUCUUUCUGGUUUUCUUGAAGAUUUUCUUUCGUUUUCAUUUUGCAUUAGUCACUAACUCGCGCCGGCAGUCGACGCUACAUCAUUGAGUGAAGCGAGCGCGCCUAUCGCCGAUGGAUUCUCUUCAUAUUUUAGCUACUUUUGAAGUCGAAAAAUACACCUGAACAGGUAACCUGAUUAACGCGGAGCAGGGCUUCGCGGUGAUGGACUACACCUCGGAUAAGUUUGCGGAGACCCAUAUCGUUUGUAAAAACGUCCCCACCCCAUAGUUGUAAUGCAAUUCUGCACGCUGAAGAUGUUUCUCAUCCGGAGCCCCAUGAGAAGCAUUUUCUAGUCGUGUUUCGGAAUUUGUCAUGCUCCAAUCGGCACGAUAUGCUAGAUUUGUGAUGCUGGUGAGCUAAGUAAACAGGAUUACACUGCGGGGCCAAACCUGUCAUGCGCAACAGCAAAAGCUGGUUGAUUUGUGUAGCAGACUGCCCAUCUUGACUCUGCUUUGGGGACGUUUUUACUCAGGAUAGCCCAGGUCUACCCCGAGUGCAACCCGAAAACCGGGUUCGCCCCGAGCAACGUCGGACAGGUGGAGCAACGUUUAGACGUGAAACGGGUCGCGGAUUUCAUGAUGUCCCCCAUCCCGUUGUUCCGGUCCUACAGCUCGAAGCAAAUGCGGUGGAUCUGCUACGACUUGGCGAAGGGGCGAGCGGGCAACGCGACGUUGCUGCAAUUGGCGGUAAAGUACCGGAUCCACCCGCUCGCCGUGGAGGACGCGCUGUCGAUCAUCGAGGAGGCACCGUCGGGGAGGAUAACGAAGUACGGCAACGCGAUUUCCGAUUUGGUGUCCACCCCCGCGCACAAAAGUUUGCAAGCAGAACUGCAGAAAACGGCGUUGACGGAGGCGAAACAGGCGGUCGGGGCUGUAGUCGCGAACGGAGAUGAGGAGCAGCAGGGGAUGAAUUACACGAAGAACGACAAUUAUCCGCAUGAUGUUGACAGGGGGUCCCCCGCGAGUCACGCAAGUAUUCAGUCGGCCGAGAGUUACUUCGACCCAAACAACCCAUUGGUUCCCGCCUCGUCGGAAGACACGAGUGGGGAGCAUUGGUUUCUGUCCAUCCCCUUGUUCCGGUUAGAGCAUAACGCGCGACACCGCGUGCACUCCGCCAUCCGGGCCCUGGAAAGAAUCCACGGCCAUCAGCAUCCCACGAUUGAGGCGGCGAGGUCGCAGGCGCGGCACGGAGGCACUACCGAGAUGAAGAAGUCGGGCAGCAAGGAGCAUCGGGGCCACGGGGGCAAAAUGUUUGCCACCUUGCGGAAGGCCGUUUCUUUAUCCAACCUGCGGCACAGUGUGAAAGAGGGGGAGCAGGUGCUGGACACGGGGCUGAUCCCGAAUUUGGGCAUCGCGGUGGAGAGCAAGAAGAUGGGCAUGGUGAUCGGGGUGAAGCCCGAGGCGAAUUUUUUACUGUCCUUGUCCACCGCGUGGCACUAUGAAUUGCAAAAAUGUCUGGGUCUGGAAGAUUGCAACUUGUCAUGGUAAAUCUGAAGCAUGCAAAAAUCUGUGUUGCAUGAGUGCGAAAAGCUGUCCGCUUUUGACCAAGUUGGAGCGGAGUUUCUCAUGCAGAAUAGGCAUGGCAGAGACCUCGCAAAGUCUGUCAUGCUAAGUCCCGCAUUCCAGACCUCAGGGGUCAUGGAAAAUCUGCAUGACAAGUCUACAAUCUUCCAGACCCAGACCACAUUUUUUUACUUGAUAGGCACCCCACGAGAGUGAACCUCUGCGACGCGGGCGUGAACGAGGCCAUGCAACUCGCGCAGCAGAACCUGGAAAAGUACGGGAAGGAGGGUGGACAGCAGUAUCCCACAGAAAAAAGCUGGCAGGGCAUAUUUGUAAUGGAAAAAUAAGUACGCAGAAAAAUCUGUCAUGGGCGGCCUCAUAGCAUGCUGCUUAGGAUACGCAAUACAGAUUUUUUUGUGUAUUUAUUUUUGCAUUACAAAUGUCUGUGACCUGCCAGCUUUUUUCUGUUGGAUAAGCAGGCCUUCCUGCAAAGAAUGCCCACGGACAUGGUUCACCUCAACGAGGGCGACGUGGGGUCCAUCCUGAUCCGCCUCUCGGACGAUGACUCGUCCGGGUCGGAGUCCACCAAUGCGGGGGGGCAGCUGGACGAACAAAACCAGGAACAAAGUUAUGGAAAUACUAAACCCCUGCCGAGGGCGGUGGAAGUGCUGGAAAAGAUGCCCGAGGGGGUCAUGGAGGAGGUGCGGAUAACGAGGCAAGAGCAAAAUCAAGACGACCUGCAGGAUGAGGAAGACGCCAGCCUGGGAGAAAAUUCCUCGCACGUAGGAGGUAUGGGUGCGACUGAAGCAGGGGGAAUAGCCAACAUGUCAGCGGACGUGGGAAUCAUAGCAAGAAGUAAAAACGGCGGUCAAGUAGACCCUUCCUCGCAAGAACUGCAAAACUCCGGCACCGCCGAUCUCGGGCGCGCCGUGCCGCGGAUGAGCCAGCGGAAGCAUUUGAGCGACCCCUCGAAGACGCAGCUUUCCUCGGUCUUGAGACACGUGAAGUCCUUGAUCAGCAAAGACAGUUCGAUGGUGCGGACCGGCGACGCGAUGUGGCUGGUCUACGCGAUUUUGGACAGCUCGUUGGAUGAAAUGCUCCCGAUCGCGCACGCGUUCGAACUGCAGCUCGCGAUUACCGCGGCCCGGCUCCACGAGCACGAGCACGCGCUGCCCUGGAACGAAGUGAAGAAUUUGUAUUUGAUAGAGCGUCACUUGGACUGGUUCGAGACCCAGAUUAAGCCGAUGGACCGGAUUCUGAAAUCCCUGGUCACGCAGGAGAACACCGUGCCACCGGAAGUGAGGGGGUAUCUGGAGGACGUGCAAGACACGCUGAACGAGUGGCAGGAAAGGCUGAAUACCUUCCAAAGGGAGUGCGAAUCUCUGAAAGCGGAACGGCAGGCGUACGUGGACGCGAGCUUAAACAAGUUGUUGACAGUGCUCACGAUCAUCACCGCGAUUGCGCUCCCCGCCACCGUCGCGUCUGGGUAUGCGGGCAUGAAUUUUGUGGACGAGGACGGGACGCCACAGGAUCCUUUGUUAGAGGACGAACACGGGCUGCGGAAUUACAUCAUCGGUGUUUUGUUAAUCACCGUCAUGCUCGCGGGCGUGAUCUAUUGGGCCGCAAGAGGGAUAAUACAGUAGAAAUAAACGCUGGUUGUUCUUCUCGAUUUCAUUUAUUGUGAUUUUUGUUCAGAAAUUUGAAUUACAUUUACCUCCCUGCUGCAAGUCGUGUAAAAUAGCAUAAGGGGUUGUUUUUUUUGGCCUAUUAUGUAUGAUGAGGGCAUCAAAAAUUUGAAACUACCCAGACGAAUUUUUUUUUCACCCUCUCUUUUCUGUGCGGCUUUUCUGUAAUACAAAGAAAC